Messenger RNA from Protomyces lactucae-debilis, 804 nucleotides. Its product is annotated as FRG1-like family-domain-containing protein. The record is from RefSeq and is a predicted model, not a curated record. Gene Ontology annotation, molecular function: actin filament binding. Gene Ontology annotation, cellular component: catalytic step 2 spliceosome; nucleolus; striated muscle dense body. The coding region runs from base 1 to 804 and encodes 267 amino acids. The transcript has a single exon. Lineage: Eukaryota; Fungi; Ascomycota; Taphrinomycetes; Taphrinales; Protomycetaceae.
AUGGCCGGCACUAAGCGCCUCUCCUUCAAGGGUGAUAUAGGCCCUGCCACAAAGCGUAAGCGGAAGGAGCCUAGGGAAGGAUCAGUGAAGGAGGAAAAGGCCGUAGCAGGCCCCAAGGAAGAGGAAGAAGGAUGGGUUACGGCGGUUGCGCAGGAAGACUUGCAUGGACCAUUGAUGCUUUGCUACAACCUUGAUCGAGCCGUGGCAGUCUCCUCAGAUGCGAAUGGACGCGUCUUUGUGACGGAUCUAGAGUGCCCCGAGGGUCGUCUCUCUAUGGUGGAACCACAUGAAGUAAGGCAGGUCUUUGUGGUUGCUCGACUCCCGCAGGACAAUGGCGCGCUUCAAGUCACACUCAAGUCAAGCAUGGGACAGUACAUGUCUUCUGACCGCUUUGGCAAGGUUCAAUGCACAAGUGAUGCUGUGGGACCUGCAGAAACAUGGGAGCUCAUCAAGAGGCCUGAUGGAUGGGCCUUCCAAUCUGCUAACGACUUGUUUCUGUCCAUCGGCAGAAGCAAAGGAGCCACGGGUAAGGAGGUGGUUCGAUGUGAUGCGGAAAGUAUAGGCUUCUGCGAGACGUUCACAGUACGGACACAAGCUCGCUAUCGUCAAGCGCCACCAGCGACCAAGACUCCAACUACAACUGGAAAGCCGAGAGUAGCCUCCAAGAAGGAACUCGAGGCUAUGGCUGGUCGAACGCUGACUAUGGAUCAGGUGGACGAUUUGCGUGCUGCAGAGCGUGAUGGAACGUUACAUGAAGCCAUCUUGGACGUCCGCGUUAAGGGCAAGAGCGACAAGUUUGGCUGA